AGUGACACCGAAGAUUCUGACCUGCGGCAGCAAUGCAAACACAACCAUGAUGAGCUCUGUGACCAAUGUGAAAGCUUGCAUUCGACCCUGAACGACAUAUCUACUGCGGUCGAUGAAGCAUCUUUUACCACAGAAGAAGACAAAGACGAAGCUUUGUUUCUCGUUAGCUCUGCUACGCUUGCCAUCAAGUCAUGGAAGUGCCAUUUGCUGAGGUCGACCCAUCAAGAUCAGGCUCGUUUGGACGUCAUCGAUGCCCUUAAUUCUGGAACAGUAUUCAUUGUAAAUGACUGGGCCAUGAAGUUCUUGCCUCAGAGAUACCGCGAGUCACAGACAGACUGGUUUGGUAAGCGGGGUAUUUCUUGGCACAUAUCUGUGGUAUACAGACGAAUGGAGGGUGUGCUACAGUGGCAAGCCUUUAUCCAUGUGAUUCAGUCCUGUACCCAAGGAAGUUCUGCUGUUACCGCGAUUAUGCAACAUGUUCUAGCCACAUUGAAGCAAGAGUAUCCUGAAAUCAACAAGGCCUACUUCAGGCAAGAUAACGCCAGCUGCUACCACUCCUCCCGCACGUUAACGAAGUGCCAAGAAAUUUCAACGAACACCGGGUGAAGAUAGUCCGCGUUGAUUUCAGCGACCCGCAAGGCGGGAAAGGGGCUGCAGAUAGACUAGCUGCGAGCUGUAAAAGCCACAUUAGAGCAUUUAUUAAUGAAGGCCAUGAUGUCUGCACCGCCAGCGACCUGAAGGAAGCUCUGCUAUCCCAUGGCGGUUUGGAAGGUGUACGAGUGGUUUCUCUGGAUACCAUCGAAGAAACGCCAGACGAUGUGCAAACCAUAACAGGAAUCACCAAGUUGAACAACUUUGAGUUUAGUUCAGUGGGCUCUAUUUCCUGUUGGCGUGCAUAUUCCGUCGGCCAAGGGAAAGUGAUCAAAAUUGAAAAAUCCUCUUCUGGUGAGUUAAUGGUUCUUGAAUGAGCCCAGGCCUUUCUGCUAGUUUAUGAUAGUCUGUUCUGUAAGGUUUCUAUUAAUAAGGGAAAAAUUUUAUCCGCAAUGCAUCAUAAAAGACUGUGAGAGAUUAUUCAGCGUUAAUUGAUUUCCGGUUGAUUUUUUGCGAUAAGUGACAGAUGAUUGAACAAUAGGAUCAUAUUAUAUAUUUAAAAUGAGAGAGACCAGAGCGAAGGACAGAGAACGGUGAGAGAGAGCGGGAGAUUAAGUUGAUUUUAUAAAAUAAAACGUGAAGUUUCGGAACAUAGCAGAUUCUUUAGUCUCAUUUCCGACACAGUGGCACCUCCGACGGGACGCGCGAAGCAUGGAGGAACUAACCAAAGAAGCAGAGGCUAAAUUGCAGAUGUUGCUGUACACUAAUGGAAAAACACGUGGCGUUGUGGAAAAGGGAAACCUAGGAGCGGUCGCGCGACAUCGCGACAACCUACAAGCAUUAGUAAAAGAAGUAGACGCGCUUAAACUAAAGGUUGAACAGACCAUGUUCAAGGCCGGGAAAAGUGCAGAAGACGUUGGAAGUUGGAGCAGUAGCAUUGAAGAACCGAUCGCCGAAGCUGACGAAGAAGUUUCGCGACUAGAAAAAUGGCUCGUGGAGACGAAUGGAGAGAUCGAACAUCGAAAGCACAAGGACGAAGAGGAAAGGAAAGCCCGUGCUCGUGAAGAGGAGCUUAAAUUCGAAAGAGAGCAAAUGGAGAUGAAGCUAGAAUUCGAACGUCAUCUGGAAGAGACCAAGGCAAAACAGCAACCUGUUGAGAAGGCCAAUCAGAUUGAACAAAGGACAACAAAGCUACCGAAACUACAGAUCACAAAGUUUAAUGGGACGUAUGAAGCAUGGCUGCCGUUCUGGAACAAAUUUCAAGCUGAAAUUGAUAAAGCAAACCUUGCAUCUGUGACCAAGUUUGCAUACCUAAAAGAGCUGGUAGAUCCAAAGGUUCGAGCGGAGAUAGACGGACUGCCUUUCACAACAGAGGGCUACGAAAGAGCAAAGAAUAUCCUCAUCGGCGAAUAUGGGAAAACGAGCGAGAUCGUGAAUGCGUACGUCCAGAACAUCGCGAAUUUGUCUGUCAUUACAGGAACACAACCUGCGCCUGUCCACGAAUUUUACAAGAAGCUCGUGUACAAUGUGCAAUCUUUGGAGACACUGGGCAAAUUGAAAGACGUCACUGGAAAUGUAAGGAGUGUGCUCGACAAAGUAAAGGGUGUAAAAGCAGACCUAGUGAGAGGACAAGUGGACUGGCAGGACUGGGACUUCCCACAGUUGAUAAAAGCUUUGAAAAGUUGGAAGGAAAUCAACCCCAUUGGGAGCGGCGCGGAUAAUGCGGGGAAGCAAGGUGCUAAAUUCCGCGAUCGCGAGAAAACAUUUCACGCAAACGAAACUACGCCAACACAAAGAGGGUGCGUCUACUGUGACGCAACUGACCACAGAGCUGUGAAUUGCGACAAGUUUGUGACAGUUGGAGACCGCAGGAAACAAUUAGGACUGAAACAGCUUUGUUUUAACUGCACCGGAAGUCGACACCGUGCUUCUGAGUGCAAAUGCCGUUCUGGCUGCCAGAUCUGCAGUCGAAGACAUCAUACGUCGAUCUGUGACAAACGUACAUCGCGAGACCAGCUGAUGACCACAACGAGCGCAGAAAGGAAAGGAGUGGUGUAUCCUAUGGUAACAGUUGACGUGAACGGUGUUAAAUGCCGAGCAUUGUUGGAUACAGGAGCCGGAAGUUCCUACGCUUCAUCAACGCUUCUGAACUGUUUACAUUUGCGCCCUAUCCGUCAACAAUUCAAGCGCAUUGAAAUGAUGUUUGGUACUUCAAACAAAGCGAUAGACAUCUAUGGCCUACAAAUUCGAAGCGUUGAUGGUAAAUUCACCUUAGAAGCCGAAGUAAACAAAGUCGACCGCAAUGAGUUGUUGACAUUGGAAAACCCAAAAUGCGCAGAAAUCGUAGCUCAGUUUUCUCACUUGAAGGGCGUAACCACAAAUGAUAACGACGAGAAAGCGAUGUUGCCUGUUCAUCUGAUCCUUGGAACAAACGAGUACGCUAAGAUCAAAACAGGGGCAAGACCAAGAGUUGGGCGCUCGGGAGAACCAGUAGCAGAAUACACGAAGUUCGGCUGGACGAUCUUGUCACCUGGAACAGAGCUGGAUCUCAGCAACAUGUUGUUAACGCAGACCUCCGCAAUUGAUUACGAAGAAUUGUGCAAGUUAGACGUCUUGGGGUUGAAGGACAAUCCAAGUGGAGACCAGGAAACCGUUUACGAAGAAUUCAAAGAGCAACUAACUAGGAGUUCAGAAGGCUGGUACGAGACGAACUUGCCCUGGAAAGGAAAUCACCCCCCCCCCCUACCGAACAAUCACACUGGAAGUUUAAAACGUCUCAAAAAUCUCGUGCGGAAGUUAGAGAUACAAGGCGAGCUGGAGAGGUACAACGACAUUAUCCAGACUCAACUGAGUCAAGGGAUCGUAGAACACGCUGACGAGGUGGUCAAAGACGGAAAAGAGUUCUACAUUCCUCAUAAAGCGGUCGUGCGCGAGAAUGCAGAAUCUACAAAGAUACGCAUUGUUUAUGAUGCUUCUGCAAGAGCUAAUGCAAGUGUCCCCUCACUCAACGAGUGCCUCGAAAUCGGCCCUCCACUACAGAACCAGCUUUGGAACGUGCUGGUACGAAAUAGGUUCUAUCCCGUGGCAAUAGCUGGCGACUUAAAACAAGCAUUUUUGCAAAUUCGCGUCCGAAGAGAAGACCGAGAUGCCUUACGCUUUCAUUGGAUAAAGGAUCUGGCAAGCAAACAAGUAGAUACCUUGCGAUUCACUCGAGUACUUUUUGGUUUGGCACCGUCUCCAUUCCUCUUGGCCGCAGUUAUCAAAGAACAUCUACAGCGAUACAAAAUGGUGAACCCGGAAUUAGUAGAGGAGAUAGAGCGCAGUAUGUACGUGGAUGAUUUAAUCAGUGGUGGGGAGACAACAGAACAAGCGUUAGAAAUCAAGAUGACAGCCACGACCAUCUUUGGUGAGGCGACUUUCAAGCUGCACAAGUGGCAUUCCAACGAUCGGGAACUGGAAGUUGAAACUGCGACUGUAGAUGAAGAAAGUCAGAGUUACGCCAAACAACAACUGGGAACCAGAAAGGGCGAAUCAAAUCUGCUAGGAGUCCCCUGGGACAAAGAAAAGGACGAAAUUCAAGUCAGCUUCCCGAUUUCAACCGCUGAGCCGACAAAAAGAGGUAUCCUUGGAAAAGUCGCAAAAAUCUACGAUCCACUCGGUCUGGCUUCACCCGUGACCCUCUCCGGAAAAAUGCUCUACAGAGACGCCUGCGACACGAAGAUCGCGUGGGAUAGGCCCUUACCAAGUGACUUACAAGCCAAAUGGAAGAAAUGGGAGCAAGGACUUCCAGAGCACGUGAACGCGCCAAGAAAUGUCGUCAAGCAUUUAGGGAAGAUAUUAUCAAUCGACUUACACACAUUCGGGGACGCAAGCGGGAAAGGAGUUGCAGCCGCGGUUUAUGCAGUGGUGGAGCAACCAUCAGGCACGAAUCGAGGCCUCGUGACGGCAAAGUCGCGGCUCGCGAAGAAAGGACUCACGAUUCCCCGAUUAGAACUAGUGGCUGGACAUAUGGCUGCGAACCUAGUACAAAAUGUGAAAGAAGUCCUGAAGGGUUUUCCCGUAAGAAGUGUCUAUGGUUGGCUGGAUAGCACAGUCGCACUGCAUUGGAUCCGUGGUAAUGGCGAAUACAAACAGUUCGUGGGAAAUCGAGUGAGGAAGAUCCAGGAAAAAGAAAUAAACUGGAGGCAUGUACCAACAGAGGAGAAUCCAGCGGACGUGGGGAGUCGGGGAGGAGAUGUUAGUAGAUUGACAGCUCUUUGGUGGCAGGGACCAAGCUGGUUAGCAAAACCACAGGACUGGCCGCCAGACCUUGUAACGACAUCUACUCAAGAAUCAAAAGCGGAAGAAGCGAAACAAACUCGCGAGUUGUUUGCUCUAGCAGUAGAGAAAACAGAGAACAACGACGCCUUCGAUGCGCUGCUGGAGAAGUACGAGCUGUGGCGUGUGUUGCGAGUGGGUGCUUGGAUCUGGAGAUUCCUCCACAACAUAAGAACCGUCCAUAAACAGAGAAUCCUUGGUCCCCUUACCACUGAAGAAAUACAGAAACAGACAACGUUCUGGAUCAAGCGGUCUCAACAACAAGCAAAGUCGAGCCAGAAAUUUGAAGAAGACCGUUUACAGUUGAAUGUGCAAGGAAACCAAGAGGGAAUAUUAGAGUGUAGGGGAAGAAUUCAAGGCCAUUACCCCAUCUUUCUGCCAGACUCCUCGCCCUUCACUCGCAAGUUAGUUCACCGAUCACAUGUCGACACACUGCACGGAGGAGUGGCCCUUACCAUGACCAAAGUGCGAGAGCUAUACUGGGUACCGCGUUUAAGGGCACUCGUAAAACAAGUUCUCAGAGCGUGUUCAGGCUGCAAGCGUUUUCAGGCCAUGGCGCUGGCAACGCCGCCUCCCGGACUUCUACCCACUGACCGCACAGAGGGGAGCACCCCAUUUGAGGUUAUCGGAGUCGAUUUUGCAGGGCCCAUCAAGUACCGUAUCAGAGCCAAAACAGAAGGAAAGGCCUAUCUUGCAUUGUACGCGUGCAGUCUUACCCGAGGAUUAUUCCUGGAAGUACUACCAAACCUGGCAACCAGUGAAUUCCUAAGAAGUCUAAAACGGCUCAUUGCGCGCCGUGGGCGUCCGAAGAAGAUAUAUUCCGACAAUGGCAAAACCUUUGUUGGCGCCGAGAAGUGGCUCAAACAAGUUAUGCGUGACGAGAAGACACAAGAUUACUUAGCACAUGAGAACAUCAAGUGGCAAUUCAACCUCAGCCGUGCCGCUUGGUGGGGAGGACAGUUCGAGCGCCUCAUCGCACUGGUAAAACAGCUUUAAACAAGACUAUCGGAUGCGGAAUGUUGACCUGGACAGAGCUGUGUGAAGUGGUACUGGAUGUGGAGAUUGCUUUGAAUAAUCGCCCUUUAUGUUACGUCGAAGACGACAUACAGUUACCCGUGCUUACCCCUAACUCACUGCUAUUUCUUCGAUCAAACCAGCUACCAGAACUGGAACCACACCAUCUAAGAGAAUUUGAUCUGCGUAGAAGAGCUAAAUAUUUGCGAAGGUGCAAGCAGGCUUUGUGGACCAGGUGGACUACCGAAUAUUUACGAGGGUUGAGAGAACGACACCGGAUGAAACACAAAGGGUCAAACCACGCCCUUGGCCAAAGGAGAGGUAGUCAUCAUCAAGGACGAGGAACGAAAUCGCAAUAAAUGGAAAAUUGGAAUCGUGGAAGAUCUGAUUUCGGGACGAGACGGAAUAGUUCGAGCUGCCAAACUUCGAGCGGGGAAAGGAACACUUGAACGGGCGGUACAACACCUUUACCCACUGGAGCUGUCCUGCGAUCGGGAGAAUGUACAGGCUCCUCUACAGCUCAACCCCUUAGCCCCGACAUUCAGGCCCAGGAGGGAUGCAGCGGUAGCCGCUCGUUAUCGCAUUCAAGAUGCGAACAUUGAUGCUGAUUAGAGAUAUUUAGGAACACUGAACUGAUAUACUGGACUAACUUUCUGUUUCGUUCAUUGAAUUUCAAAUUUUAUCGAGCGCGCCAUUCUAGUGUUUUUCUCUGUUGAGAAAAACAGGGGAGUGUGUGAGAGAUUAUUCAGCGUUAAUUGAUUUCCGGUUGAUUUUUUGCGAUAAGUGACAGAUGAUUGAACAAUAGGAUCAUAUUAUAUAUUUAAAAUGAGAGAGACCAGAGCGAAGGACAGAGAACGGUGAGAGAGAGCGGGAGAUUAAGUUGAUUUUAUAAAAUAAAACGUGAAGUUUCGGAACAUAGCAGAUUCUUUAGUCUCAUUUCCGACAAGACUUUCCAUAAGAGAUUAAAUGUUUACAAAACGCUGCUCAAACAAACAAAACACAAGAAAAAGGGGUGAGUAUUUUAAACCCCUCUUACACGGUAUUCUGUCGUGGGCUGCCUUUGAGGGCUACGCGUUGAUGCAAGAUAAUUAUUUCUUAGCUGUGUGGCUGUCAUAUUUAUAUUUCUCUUAUAUCUUUUGAAGGUCCUGGACAAGGGAUUCUGCAGCCAUCAUUUUCUGCAGGAGAUUUCCGUUCCUAUAAAAUUACCCCCCACAAAUCGUCAGGGGAAGAAAAUGUGUCUGAAGAGACAGCUUCCAUAGAACGUGGUCAGGCAGCAGGGGUGUAUUCAUGUCCUCAAGACGGCUGCACUCGUGUUUUUCAAAGGCUUUCAGCCUUAGAAAAGCACUUGUCACUUGAAAAAUGUACCAGGGUACCAGAAAAAAAUUCUUUAAUGGACUUGGCAAAAAUUGGCUACAAAUCGUAUUUGGUGGAAGGUAUGGGAAAGCUGCCAUCGCUUCAAGCCCCUGUACGACAGGAAGAUUCUCGUGUUUCUCUGAAAGAAGGAUGGGCUCUUAGAGUAGUAAGGAAGGCUUACAGGUUCAGUGAAAAGCAAAAGUCGUACCUUUUAUCUAAAUUUCGAAUAGGGCAGACGACAGGCCACAAGCUUGACGCAGAGGUAGUUGCUCGAGAAAUGCGGCGUGCCCGGGGCACCGAUGGUGCACGACUAUUCCAGUCAUCGGAAUUCCUCACAACCACCCAGAUCACCUCCUUCUUCUCAAGACAGAGUGCCUUAGUACGCCAGAGAGAUCCUGAUGAGGCUGAUAUCCGAGCAGCUCAAGAGGAGAGUAAUUUUAGCGAAGCAAAGGAGACUGUCGCGUCAAUACAACUUGACCAUCCCCUGAUCUACGAUCAGUACGAUCUUUGUGAAAUGGCGCUAAAUGACUCUUUGAAGAUCUUGAAGCUACCCAUGCUGCAGCACAUGUGUGAAGACCUUGGCCUCGAUAUACCAUCAAAGCCCAUGCAUAAAAAGGCCCCGUACUUGGCUCUACUGAAAGAGAUUGUCAGCAAAUGUACUUGCCAAAAGUCAUCGUGA
Pocillopora meandrina is the source of this 7954-nucleotide messenger RNA. The record is from the annotation of a GenBank genome assembly. NCBI's taxonomy places the organism in Eukaryota, Metazoa, Cnidaria, Anthozoa, Scleractinia, Pocilloporidae.